Molecule: messenger RNA, 6968 nt
Organism: Archocentrus centrarchus (flier cichlid)
Lineage: Eukaryota; Metazoa; Chordata; Actinopteri; Cichliformes; Cichlidae
Gene: casp8ap2
Product: caspase 8 associated protein 2
Exons: 10
Coding region: 348-5981 (1877 amino acids)
Biological process (GO): extrinsic apoptotic signaling pathway via death domain receptors; Fas signaling pathway
Cellular component (GO): mitochondrion; PML body
Molecular function (GO): transcription corepressor activity
Source: RefSeq, a predicted model, not a curated record
CCUAGCUCUAGAGGUUUUUUCACUCUUUCCGGGGGUGAAACAACAAGUUUAGUUUGAGCAUAGCAGAAGUUCUGGUACCGUUUUACGCUUUUGGGGGUUUUUCCCCCCUCAGUCCGCUGUGGGAGAAUGUGCUAAAGAAGUUUUACCUCAGGGUUUGGCUCUCGUUUGAGCUGAGAGGCGUGCAUGCAGACCUAGAAGCACAGGCAGAGGGGCAGACCGCGGGAAAAUGUCGUGAUUUCCUGUGCAAUAAAGUCUUGGCGCGGCAUUACAGGUGUAAACAACAGGAGGCCACAACAGCAAUACGCAAGUAUUCUUUAAGAAACUGAGCCACGGGGAUAUUUGACGAGAUGGAGAACACUGACACCAGUCAUGCAUCUGGUCGCUUCGUACCUGAAGUCAGUGAAGAGUCUGUGGAUAUAUACGAUGGCCUGGAUAUUGGUUUUAGCAGCAAUGCAGAGGAGCCUCCUUCUGUUGGUUCUCAGUUGAAAGAGUCGAUGGAUCUGUAUGAAGAAAUUGUGACAGAGGAACAGCAGAGCAGAGAGUCAUCAUACAUUGAGUUGAAGUCCAGAUUCCAAGCAGCCCAAAACCACAUUAAAGAAUUACACAGGAGACUGGAGCAGUUGGAGUUACAGAAUACAGGUUUGAGAACAGAGAACAGCUGUCUCAAAAAAAACAUCUCUGCGCUUUUACAAACAGCUAGAAAGGAAGUGACGCGAAAAGAUGCAGAGAUUCAGAGGCUGAGUCAGUGGUCUGAGAGAGUGCGCCAUCAUUAUCCAUCUCACAUAAAAAAUUUGCCGGAUCCAAAUUCUUCCAGUCACAGCUCUACAAGUAGGGUGGCUUCUCCUCCACCGCCAUCCAAUCCUCAUUUUCCACCUCUACCUAAAUCACCUUCCAGAGUGAACCAGCCUCCAAGGGAUGGACCUCAAUCCAUAAGGAAAGAAAGUGAUAGUUUACCCAGGGCAUCAAAAGCAUCUUGUCAUAGCCAUUCAAAAAAAGACUCUGAAGUAACUGACAAACAGACGGAGUCAGAUAAACAAAAAUCCAGUCGCGGAGAACACAAACCUCAAAGUCACAAAUCCGAGUCAGUGAAUAGGAGACAUAAAAGUGUUUCAGAUCCUAAUAGUGACUAUCAUCCUCAUGAGCAAAACAGGUCUCAUAGAGCAGACAAAGACAUGGGACAACGGUAUGAUUCAAGGUCAUGUAGAAGAAAAAGCUACCCAUGUGAGGAGCGCCACAGAUCAGAUAGGGCUAAAUCCUCACCAGAGAUUUUGCAAAGUGCACCUUCAUCUGAUAACAAAAAAGAUGGCAGGAGACAAGAUAAAGGUAAACUGACUGCCUCAGACCCUAAACAUGGUACAUGUCUCGACUCAAAAGGGCACUACAGUCGAGCACUUCAGAAAAUCAAGAUUACUGGUGGAUCUUCCAGAAGUUACAAUUCAAAGGACUGGAAAAAGUCUUCUGUAAGUCAACAUGCCGUACACUGUAGAGAUUCUUCCAAAGAGAGGGAAGGGGCUAGACAGAGAGAUUAUCAAUGGAAAGGGGAGAGACAACAUAAAGGCAAAAUCAGCAAAAAUGAUACGAAGAACAGUCAGUCACAAACACGCACAGAACGUGAGAAACUCAGAACCAAGGAAUCAAGUAAAGGUAAAAUAGAUAUCUGUGACAAGGACAGACGGGAAAAGACUAGCAAGGCCUUUAAAAGAUCAUUUGAAAAAGACAACAUGAGCAAGAAAAACUCUUUUGAGGAAAGUAGUCCAAACAGGAAACUCUGCUUUAUGGAAACACUGAAUUUAACCCUUUCACCGAUUAAGAAGCCAAUGUUAUCCACCGAUGGGAGCCAGAAAGACCCUGUACCAAUGGACAGGGAUGUUGAAAAUGGAUCAGAUGAGGACAAUUUGCAGCCUAACAUUGAAGACAUGUGUGUCAUUGAUGACAUAGAAAACAGUGAAUUAGGAGGGGAGUUGAGAGAGAUUGCAGAGCAAUCUUUGAAUAACCACAAAGCUUUAAGUUUUGAGAAGACUCUUGAGGCAUCAGAUGUGGUAGUUAUCCAGGAAAAAGACAAAGGCUGUAGUGAAACUCUCACAGCUGACAUUUCAGUCCAGACUGUCUCAGCUCACAGCCAGCCCUUGGAUACUGCAGAGAAGCAGACGCCUACACAUCCCACAGCAAAAUCACCAGAGAAUGAUUACCUAAAACCAGAUAUGUCAAAAAGUCAUCAAGAAAAUAUUGAGCCAAUCUCUGACAGCAAGGCAGCUGAAUGUCAAAUGGUGAAAGCCACAGAUGGUAUAGAUCCCAUUGACAAGUCUGAAAGCAUUUCUGAACAGAGCGCAAGCUAUGACCUACAAAAAGUUUACUGUGAAAAUAAUGCUGAUUUAUGUGCUUCUGGUACAAAAUCUACUGUGGUUGAUUCAAGUGUAGAGACUCUUGAAACUACAGCACAGCAGAGCAUCGCUCAGGAUUCAGAUACAGGUGCUGAUUCAUCGCACCCAAAGAAAACAAAUACUCCCAAAGCCGAAGCCAUGGCUGACAAAGCCAGUCCUGAAAGUCAUCACAGCCCCCUCACUGUCAAGUCUCAGGUUGGUCAACAAGGUUCUCCUGCUUCUUCUAAUUCCAUUCAUAUGAAGGAUAAUUGUCAAACGGAGGACUGUCGUAAAGACACAGAUGCUGUCUCCAGUACAAUCAGCCUGGAAUCCCUUCCACAAGAAGGGUUGAGUUUAACAGAGGCUAUUUACGUUUUAACACAGACUGAUGAAGACUCCAGAGACAGUAGUACCAGCACAACUGAGCCCAGCUCUUCGACCGGCUGUAUUGGAGUGUCCAAAGUUAGCAGUACAACACAGGAGAAGACCCAACCAGAGAGUUACACUGACGUUACUGUCACACCGAACAAGCACUUCAGUCCUAAAAAGGGACAGGAAAAUAAGUUCAAGUGUUCGAGCUCGGUGCCAUUACUACAUGAUGAGGACUCUAUGAUGCGCACAUUGAGCAGUCUGAAGAAAAUCCCUGAUGCCAUCAGUCCUUUGAGGAGUCCAGUACGGGUAAUCAAGAGAAGUCUUCUCCAUGUGCAUGGCAAACCUGGUCAUGUAAAGUGCCUUCAAAAAGAUUUUUCCAGUACACCCGUUGAUGCCAGUUCAAAGAAGUUGGAUGUAAACAAAGAGAACAAAUAUCCCGGUUCUCCUGCAAAACGAGAUGCACUUAACUUGGUGGAUAAGGUGUCUGACCUGCCUUCAGCUCGUUCUGACACAGAUCUAGAGGAAGGAGAAAUUUUAAGUGAAAGUGAUGAGGUGUCUGCAAGUUCACCUGCUGCUGCAACAAGGAGGGCAAAGCUGGUACAGCCAGUCACAAAUAAAUCAAGUCCUAAGUCUGCUUUAAAUAAGAAAUUUGCAGAAAGGCGGGUUGCUUCUAAAGAAAGUCAUGACAUAUCAGGUGUAACAACACAAAGUCCAAAAAGUCGUUUUAAAACAGUUUGUCCUGCAGCAAGCAAAGCUGCUUUUUGCACCAUAGAGGAAAUAAUGGAGACAUUCCAGCUAGUUCGCACUGAGAUCCGAAAAAAGUAUAUGAAGCUUCAUAAAACCUUUCCCAAAAAGAGCUUCUAUGGAAUGAUGGAAAAUUUCCAAAGGUCUUUUUUAGAGUUUGUGGAUGGUGCUCAUUUUGGUCAGAUAUGUGAUCAACCAGGGGAGCUUAAGUCCAAGCUGAAGAAACUAAUUGAGUCUGUGUUUGGCAAAGUGUCAAAUAACGGUAUUGUAAAGCGAAUUUUUGAACAACAAGCAGUGGAUCUGAAGCAAAAGCUGUGGGAUUUUGUGAACGUCCAAGUUGACUACUUGUUUGUGGACAUUCACACAACCCUGAAGGGCCUUUGCAAAGCCUCAAGAACUCAGCCUGAGGACAAGCGGUCCAGUGAAGGUGAAAAAGUAUCUCAGCAGCUUCCUGCAAGGACGCCAUCGCGUGAGUCGGACCAAGUACAGCCAGCUUCCACCAUCCUGAAUCAGACCAAGUCUUGUGCUGUGGUUCCUUAUAAAACAGGCCUUGGAAGUAGAGGCAAGGAUAUCAGAAUCACACACUUGGAGAAAGACAGGACUGCUGCGUCCCAUCCACUGAACCCCCCACGUACACAACCUAUUGAUGAGUUUCUUCCUCCUAAAAAUCCGCCUUCAACUCCUGAAAAAAAUAACCUGUCUUCUUUGGUGGUUGCUCAGAAUGGCUCUUUUGACAAAACUGACUUUGAGCUACUCACAGAACAGCAAGCCUCUAGUUUAACAUUCAAUCUGGUAAGAGACUCUCAAAUGGGAGAAAUAUUCAAGUGUCUUCUGCAAGGAUCUGACUUGUUAGAAAACAGUGGUAUCGCUGGAGAAAAUAGUGCCUGGUCCCUCAGUACUCCGAGGAAGGAUGGAGAGAGAUUCAUCAGUAUCCACACACCAUCAAAAUCUCCAUCUAAGCUGCUUUCCCCAAACAAAUUUGAUACCCCUUCUAAACUUAUUGCUACCUGGGCUAGCAUUUCACCUCGCAAAAUGUCCUCCCCCCACCCGAAAGAUCAGGCCACACUGAACCCGGCUUUACUUGAUGAAAAUUGUCUGUUAGAAGUUCCAUCAGAAAACAGAGCACUGACCAGCUUGGCCUCACAGAAGUCAUAUUCACUUUUAGCUGAAGACUUGGCUGUGUCCCUCACCAUUCCCUCACCUCUGAAAUCUGACAGCCACCUCAGCUUUUUACAGCCAACCAGCCCGAGCAUGCGCACCGUGUCCACUCCCGAGAACGUCAUCAGCGCCCACAUAUGCGAGGAUGCCCUGCUGGAUGGGGAGGAUGCCACGGAGCACGACAUUCACUUGGCUCUUGACACUGACAACUCCAGCUGUGGCUCCAGCAGCAGCUCGGCCUCACAAACACCUGCCACAUCUUUUGUGUUGAAACCUGAUAUGACCAUGCAGGCACUGGUGACGGAAAAGUCCAACGAUCAUUUCAUUGUGAAGAUCCGGCAGGCAAACCCAGGAGCAGAUAGCACUCUGACUGCUGAUGAGAGUUUAAGUGAAACACUAAUAGAUGAGCAGCACGCAGAACAUGACAGUGCAGCUCAGGAUAGUGGAGCUGAUGUUUCAGACAAGUUGCAGAACGCUGUACCUUCAGAGCGCAGUCUCUUUAACCUCGCUGAAGGCUCUGCUUCCUGUUCAGCUGACACUGAAUCCAGCAACUGUCUCACUCAAGUUAAGAACUUAACACUAUUAAAGGAUCAGUUAGAAAAUAUGUCAACUCAACAAAAUACCUCAAAAGACACUUUUUCCAAGGAGAGUCUGAAAAAUCUGCCUGAAAGUUCUCCUUCAGAUAACAGCUCAAAUAAUGAGAGCGCUGGCCAGACACAUUUCAGAGAAGAAAACAUAACCCAAGAAAUCCCUUCAAAAACUCUCUUAUGCAAGUCGCAGAACAAAAUCAUUCCCUCUAGAUGUGCUUUGUCAAAUAACAGUCGACCAUCAGAAAGCUCUCUCACAAAUCAAAAGAGCCAAGAACUGUUUUCACUUGUUUCAGACUCAGAGAGCAAUGAUGUGGACAUUUCUGAGUCAGACAAGAGCCUCACCAUAGCAGAGGCCACAAGCAGCUCACCAGAAAAAGAGCAGAGGGAUUCUAACAAAGGUCGGAAACGAAAGAAGCACCAAGAGAAGUCAAAAGCUAAGAGGAUCAGGAAGGAAACAAAGGAAAGUACAGAGGAGGUUGUGUGUCCUUCCAAGGAAGCUGAUGAAGAUUCCAAAUCUUUUUCCAUGGCAUGUCUGUCCCCCAGCAGUUUGUCUGCCAAGAAUGUCAUUAGGAGGAAGGGUGAGGUGGUGAUGGCAUGGACCAGAGAUGAAGAUAGAGCUAUUCUCAUGGACAUGAAGACAAAAGGUGCGUCACGUGAGACUUUCUCUGCUCUGUCAGAGAAACUGAACAAGCCAUCGGGCCAGAUUGCUCACAGGUUUUACCAGCUCAUGAAGCUUUUUAAGAAGAUGGAUGCCUGAUGUCUCUGAGUGUGUGAGCAAACGGUUCUUGUAUUGGAGCAUUUCCACACAUGCACUGGUACUUUUAAGAUGAUAUGAUUCAGGAACACAUGCUGAUGGUUUUAUCACCAUACAGAUCUGUCAAGAUCUGGAGCCAUGUAUUAACCAUCAACUAUGAGCAGUAUUGACAAAAGUCAAGCUUCUAUUGAGCACUCACUCGUUUGAUUAGAAGCUUGACUAAAACUCAAGUUUAUUAUAAGGCUGGAAAUCCACUGUAAUGUAUUAUGUUAUAUAUACAGAACUAUACCCGCACAUACUUUUGAAAAGGAACUCAAAAGAUAGAUUGAAGGGUGGAACAUCCAGUUUAUAUAAAUAUGGUCCUUGUUUUGGUGUUCACUGCUACAGGCACCAGCUCUGCAUAUUUGCUGAUGCCACACAAGGACAUGAAUUGGGACACGGUGCACCAUCUCCUUUUACCUUCCUGUUGUGGCUUUUGCAGAUAUUGCAUAUCUCAAAAGUUAUGUUAAUUUCAUGCCUGUUCCUGAAUUUAUGUUUUUCUCUAAAGAUUUGAGGAAAACUAACCUUAAACUAAGAAAAUUUCUGGUUCCAAAACAAGUAUUCUCACUUUAUUUUGUAUAUCGAGUGAGAUUUUUUUGGUUACAAUUUGACUCAAUUUGUCAUUAAACCUGGAGUUAUAGGGCUCACAGUUUUGGCUUUUUUACUUGGAGUCUGUGUUAAAUUUUGGAUAUUGUUUUAAUGGAUGUUUGUGUGCAGGAAGGUCUUCAUACAUUUUGAAGGUUAUAAGUUUACAUGUCUGCUCCAAGUACAGGACAAUACAUCAGUACAUUACAGAUCCCUGUUUGCGUGUUUGUGUGUGUGUGUGAUAUAAAAUAUGAUGAACCCUUUUAUCUGUGAGCCUUUGGCAUGUAGUUUGUUAUUCCUAAUGAAAACUAUGUAAUGACAUAUUGAAAAUAAUUCUUUACUGAAAAUAAAGUUUUAUUUAUUUAA